CCACCGAAAGGCGACCGUAGGGUAGGAACAUGGUAGGCGACAACUCGACCGGACUCCCGUCCAACGGGACCGACUUCAGCAGCGUCUUGACCCGGGACGUCUUGCCCAUCCUCUACUUUCUCAUCUUCGCCGCGGGUUUGGUGCUCAACUCGUUGGCCGCCUGGAUCUUCUUCAAAGAGGUGGGCGGCUCGGGUCUCGUCGUCUACCUGAAGAACAUGGUGGUCGCCGACAUGCUGAUGCUGUUCACGUUUCCGUGGCGCGCCGCCAACGACCUGGGGCUGGGGGGCUUGAACCUCCGCGUGGCCGUGUGCCGCUACAGCGCCGUGCUCUUUUACUCCAGCAUGUACGUGAGCAUCGCGUUCCUGGGCCUCAUCGGCCUGGACCGCUACGUGAAGGUGGUGUGCUCGGGUUCGUGGCGCACCCGUCUGCAGAGCGUGGCCUUCGCCCGGGGCAUGUCGCUGCUCACGUGGCUGCUGCUGCUACUCGUCAUGUUGCCCAACAGCUUUCUGAGCAGCCAGAGGCCGAGGCAGAACCACACCUUCAGCUGCAUGAGUCUGAAGACGCCGCUGGGGAUGCGCUGGCACCACGCCUCCUCCAUCCUGAGCGUGGCCAUCUUCUGGGCGACGCUGCUGCUCCUGGCCUUCUGCUACGCGGCCAUCGUCCGCCGGGUGUACCGGUCGUACCGGCGCGUCCGGCGCAGCAAGGUGCACAAGAAGUCGAACCGGAGCAUCUUCAGCAUUCUGCUGGUGUUCACCGUGUGCUUCGUGCCGUACCACAUGUGCCGCAUCCCCUACACGCUGAGCCAGGAGUCGGACUCCGCCUUCAGCCCCGGCGUCCGCUACCUGCUCACCCAGCUCAAGGAGACCACGCAGUUCCUGUCCGCCCUCAACGUGUGUCUCGAUCCCAUCAUCUACCUGUUAAUGUGCAGAACCUUCCGGGAGGCUCUGAUCAGCAAGUUCUCCAGCAGGUCCGUCAAGGCCAGCAGCAGGUCCCAGGACUCCCCGGCGAGUAUUAGCAAUGCGUGA
This is a messenger RNA of Scleropages formosus (Asian bonytongue), 1025 nucleotides long. Its product is annotated as P2Y purinoceptor 14-like. Gene Ontology annotation, molecular function: G protein-coupled purinergic nucleotide receptor activity. Gene Ontology annotation, biological process: G protein-coupled receptor signaling pathway. Lineage: Eukaryota; Metazoa; Chordata; Actinopteri; Osteoglossiformes; Osteoglossidae. The coding region runs from base 30 to 1025 and encodes 331 amino acids. The record is from RefSeq and is a predicted model, not a curated record. Gene Ontology annotation, cellular component: membrane. The transcript has a single exon.